Cucumis melo (muskmelon) is the source of this 1423-nucleotide messenger RNA. Its product is annotated as protein CUP-SHAPED COTYLEDON 2-like. The transcript has 3 exons. The record is from RefSeq and is a predicted model, not a curated record. NCBI's taxonomy places the organism in Eukaryota, Viridiplantae, Streptophyta, Magnoliopsida, Cucurbitales, Cucurbitaceae. Bases 183 to 1262 code for a protein of 359 amino acids. Gene Ontology annotation, biological process: regulation of DNA-templated transcription. Gene Ontology annotation, molecular function: DNA binding.
UUCUGAAAUUUUACACAAACCCCCACUCCUAUCUCCUCUCUCUCUCUCUCUCUCUAUCUCAUUAUACAUCACAAAACGCUUCCUUUUUUCUUCCAUUAAAUUCAUCUUUCCAUCUGGGUUUUCCAUUUUUCUUCACUACUCCCUCUCCCUUUCUUUUUUCUCCGCCAUUUUCAAAUAUUAUAAUGGAUGUUUCUUCCUUUUCUUACUAUGACUCCGCCGCCGACAACACCAAUCACCACCUUCCCCCUGGCUUCCGCUUCCAUCCCACCGAUGAGGAACUCAUCACUUACUACCUUCUCAAGAAGGUUCUUGAUACUAAUUUCACUGGUCGCGCCAUUGCUGAAGUUGACCUCAACAAGUGCGAGCCUUGGGAGCUUCCUGAGAAGGCAAAGAUGGGUGAAAAAGAGUGGUAUUUCUUCAGCUUAAGAGAUCGAAAGUACCCGACGGGUCUACGAACGAAUCGAGCGACGGAGGCCGGGUACUGGAAGGCGACGGGAAAAGAUAGGGAAAUAUACAGUGUGAAAACAUGUUCAUUGGUAGGGAUGAAGAAGACAUUGGUGUUUUAUAGAGGAAGAGCUCCAAAAGGGGAAAAAAGCAAUUGGGUUAUGCAUGAAUAUCGACUUGAAGGCAAAUUUGCCUAUCAUUACCUUUCUGGAUCUUCAAAGGAUGAGUGGGUAAUUUCGAGGGUGUUUCAAAAGAGUGGCUCCGGUUGCGGCGGAGCCACCUCCAGCAACGGCGGAGGUUCAAAGAAAGCGCGGUUCAUUCCCGGUUCAAUAAACGUACACCCGGAACCAAGUUCACCGUCGUCGGUGUCUCUCCCGCCGCUUCUCGACUCAUCACUCUACUCAGCUCCGGCGACCGGCACGGCGGCGUCUGGUAACAUAACCGACCGUGACAGCUGCUCGUACAACAGCCCAACGGCAAGAGAGCACGUGUCCUGUUUCUCCACCACCACCGCUGGCGGUAGCUUUAACAUCCCAAGUUACGAUUUUGCCACUCCGUCGCCACUCCUCGCAGCCGAUCCCUCUCCCCGGUUCCACCGUAACAUCGGUCUGUCGGCGUUCCCAAGUCUCCGGAGCCUGCAGGAGAAUCUCCAACUCCCAUUCUUCUACUCGCCGGUAAACCUCUGUUCUCCACCUGUGCCGGCGCUCAACAACGGCAAUAAUGAUGUGGCAGCGUGUAGCUCUGGCGGAAAUUGGGGUGUCGCCGAUGAACCCAAAGUCAUGAGCUCCACCGAACUUGACUGCAUGUGGUCCUACUGAUUUUUGUGAUCAGAUCAUCAGAAUUUGGUAGCUCUUAAUUUGUUGACUUUUUUAGUUUCUGAAAACCUCUCUUUGAAAUUAUGAACCCUUCUAUCCCUAAUUGCUUUCUCUCAAGUUUUAAUUUUAUGGAUUUUAAAUGGAUUCUCUUAUUACUAUGUUUU